This is a messenger RNA of Lasiodiplodia theobromae, 2187 nucleotides long. RefSeq names its product NADPh-cytochrome p450 reductase. Gene Ontology annotation, cellular component: cytosol. Lineage: Eukaryota; Fungi; Ascomycota; Dothideomycetes; Botryosphaeriales; Botryosphaeriaceae. Gene Ontology annotation, molecular function: NADPH-hemoprotein reductase activity; FMN binding; flavin adenine dinucleotide binding. The record is from RefSeq and is a predicted model, not a curated record. The coding region runs from base 1 to 2187 and encodes 728 amino acids. The transcript has a single exon.
AUGGCACACAUCCUGCAAACCCCUGCCUUUCAGGAGACUCUGAAGGAGCUCUCCAAAGCCGCAACGCCGCAGAGCUAUGCCGACGUUGCUGCUCUCGGUGUUAUCGCUCUCGGCUCUGCCGGCUACAUCCUCCGCAACUACACCUGGGACAAGCCCGACCCUUACGACUACAUCUGGUAUGAGCGGCCGCAGUUGAAGAAUGGCGGUGCGCUCAACGCCAAGAAGGAGACGCGCAACAUUGCACAGAAGCUUGAGGAGACCAACAAGGACCUCGUCAUCUUCUGGGGCUCGCAGUCUGGUACGGCUGAGGGCUUCGCAAACCGCCUUGCGCGUGAAUGCCACCUUCGAUUUGGCCUUGAGACCAUGGCUGCCGACUUGUCCGACUUUGACGCCGAGACCAUCGCGCUUAUCCCCGAGUCCAAGCUUGCCAUUUUCAUCUGCUCCACUUUUGGCGAGGGCGACCCCAGCGACAACACUGCCGGUCUUUGGGACUGGCUACUCAAGAGCAAGGAUAUUUCGCUGAAGAACCUGCGCUACUUUGCUUUCGGUCUCGGAAACAGCAACUACAAGUACUACAACCGCGUCAUCGACGUCGUCGUUGAGCAGCUCGACAAGUUUGGCGCUCGCCCAAUGUUGCCCGUCGGUAGGGCAGACGACGCAGAGGGUGGCACUGAGGAAGACUUCAUGGCGUGGAAGGACGAGCUGUUCGCCGUUUUCAAGAACGAGCUCAAGCUGGAGGAGCGUGAGAUUAAGUACGAGCCCACGCUCGCCACUGUCGAGGAUGACUCUCUCGAGCCCAUUGAUCUCUACCACGGCGAACCCCUCCACCCUAGGGACAACCCCAAGGCAGCCGCAGCCUGCUCUCCCAUCAAGCCCCUGAGCAUCCAGAACCCUCGCGAGCUGUUCCACACCAAGGACCGCAACUGCGUACACAUGGAGCUCGACCUCACAGACCAUGCCGAGGUCAAGUACAAGACGGGCGACCACCUUGCUGUUUGGCCCACCAACCCUGACGCUGAAGUCGACCGCCUCCUCGCUGCCCUCGGUCUCACCUCCCGCGCCGAAAUCCCCAUCUCCAUCAAGUCCCUGGACCCGACCCUCAAGGUCAAGGUGCCAACACCAACCACCACCGCGGCUCUCUUCCGCUACUACCUCGAGAUCUGCGCCCCCGUCUCGCGUGACACGAUCCUCUCGCUCUCCCCCUUCGCGCCCACGCCGGAAGCGAAGUCCUUCCUGCUGUCGCUCGGCAAGGACAAGAACGCCUACGCGCAGUACCUGGCCCGCACACACCUUAAUCUGGGCCGACUUCUCGCGCUGGCCAGCCCCGGGCAGACAUGGACGUCGCUGCCGCUGUCCUACGUGAUCGAGACGCUGCCGCGGCUGCAGCCCCGCUACUACAGCAUUUCCUCCUCGUCCGUCAUCUCGCCGCGCCACCCCAGCAUCACCGCGCUCGUCAGCACCACGCCCCUGGCCGCCGCCGACGACGACAACUCGACCCCCUCGGUCAUCCCAGGCCUCACCUCCAACUACCUCCUCGCCCACGCGCACCACCACCCCAGCAACCCGACCCGGGACUCAUCCCACCCCAACAUGAACGGCCUCAUGUACGCCCUCACCGGCCCCAACGGCGCCCUCGUCUCAGACGACAAAAACAACGCCGCGGCGCCCAAGCUCUACGCGCACAUCCGCAAGUCCAAAUUCAAGCUCCCCGGCGCCGGGUCGACUCCCCUCAUCAUGGUGGCGGCGGGCACCGGUCUCGCGCCCUUCCGCGGCUUCGUGGCGGAGCGCGCGCGCCUGCACUCGAUGGGCAAGGAGGUCGGCCGCAUGGUGCUGUUCUUCGGCUGCCGCCGCGCGGACGAGGACUACAUCUACCGCGAGGAGCUGGAAGGAUGGGAGCAGGCGCUCGGCGGCAAGCUCGAGAUCGUUACGGCUUUUAGUCGUGAGAACGGGCAGCCUAGGCGCUAUGUGCAGGACCGCGUUGACGAGAAGAUGGAGGAUGUGCUGGGUUUGUUGGAGGCUGGUGCGAACUUUUACGUUUGCGGGAGGGCGAGCAUGGCGAGGGAGGUUGGGAGGAGGGUUGGUGAGGGGAUGAAGAGGAAGGAGGAGGGUUGGAGUGAGGAGCGUGUGAAGGAGUGGAGCGAGGCGUUGAAGAGGAGGGGGAAGUGGUUGGAGGACGUUUGGGGUUAA